ACAAAAAUGGCUGAUCGUUACUUCACCAACGAAAUGCCUGAUUACAUACCGCCGGAAAAUCCCCCCGCCGCCGCCGUUGAAUCAGCCGCAGCUUCCGUCUCCGAUUCGCUCACGAAUCUUCUCCACCUCCCGUACAAAACCCUCUCCGAACGCCUGAAAAAAUCAGCUCUGGAUCUCAAAGACACAGUGGUGAAGGAGACAUGGGUUUGUAAAGGAAAACGUGUCGGUGGUGAUUAUAGUUUGUAUACCGGAGCUUUGGGAACUGCUUUCUUGUUGUUUAAAUCUUAUCAAAUUACAGGAGAUAAGAACAAUCUCUCUCUUUGCUCUGAUAUUAUCAAAGCUUGUGAUUCUGCAUCUCAAUCCUCUCAGCGCGUGACUUUCGUAUGCGGUCAAGGUGGUGUGUAUGCUCUCGGUGCCGUAGCAGCACACCACAAUGGCGAUGAACAAUUACGUAAUCGAUACAUAACACGGUUCAAAGAGAUUAAGCUUUCGAAGGAUCUUCCAGACGAACUACUAUACGGUAGAGCCGGGUUCUUGUGGGCAUCUUCGUUCAUGAACAAAAACAUCGGUGCAAACACAAUAUCUUCAAUUAGAAUGAGGGCUGUUGUUGACGAGAUUAUAAAGUCCGGUAGAAAUUUGGCAAAAGGAAACUGCCCUUUGAUGUUUGAAUGGCACGGGAAAAAAUACUGGGGUGGGGCCCACGGGCUUGCCGGGAUUAUGAACGUGUUAAUGGAUAUGGAACUUAAUCGAGAUGAGGUGGAUUAUGUAAAGGGAACACUUCAUUACAUGAUCAAGAAUCGUUUCGAAAGUGGAAACUAUCCCUCGAGUGAAGGAAGUGAAAACGAUAGGCUUGUGCAUUGGUGCCAUGGUGCUCCCGGUGUUGCUCUUACUCUAGCAAAAGCAGCCAAGGUUUUUGGGAGCGAAGAGUUUAUGCAAGCGGCGAUUGAAGCAGGGGAGGUGGUUUGGAAACGAGGACUGCUUAAACGAGUCGGAAUUUGUCAUGGCAUAAGUGGCAAUGCGUAUGUAUUUCUUUCUCUCUACCAAUUGACCGGUAAGUCGGAGUUUCUAUACAAGGCGAAAGCAUUUGCGUGCUUUCUUUACGAUCGUGCUCAAAAACUCGUAUCGGAGGGUGUUAUGCAUGGGGGCGAUCGUCCGUAUUCACUGUUUGAAGGUAUUGGCGGAAUGGCUUAUCUGUUUCUUGACAUAAUCGAACCAUCUCAGGCUAGAUUUCCAGUUUUCGAACUUUAGUUUUUAAAUUUUGUUACACGAAUGAAUUUGUGUAAAUAUGUUUAGUGCAUGCACUUUUUCUCUCCGAACGAACAAGUUUGUAUUAAAUGAGUUUCAAGUUUACUCGUACCGUUUCAAUUUC
Erythranthe guttata (spotted monkey flower) is the source of this 1369-nucleotide messenger RNA. It is a transcript of the gene GPCR, whose product is annotated as G protein coupled receptor. The record is from RefSeq and is a predicted model, not a curated record. Gene Ontology annotation, cellular component: plasma membrane. NCBI's taxonomy places the organism in Eukaryota, Viridiplantae, Streptophyta, Magnoliopsida, Lamiales, Phrymaceae. Gene Ontology annotation, biological process: peptide modification; carbohydrate metabolic process.